Messenger RNA from Pseudonaja textilis, 1183 nucleotides. It is a transcript of the gene TMEM217, whose product is annotated as transmembrane protein 217. The record is from RefSeq and is a predicted model, not a curated record. Lineage: Eukaryota; Metazoa; Chordata; Lepidosauria; Squamata; Elapidae.
GGUUUCCCAUUGCCUUUUUCUGGGUUUUUUUUAAACUUAGUAUGAUCUAUUAACUCUAAAAUUUCUGGUAGUCUCCCAUUCAAAUAUUAACAAGGCCUGAAUCUGCUUAUUUUUUUUUUUCAAAAUCAGUCAUCGAAAAUGGAAGCCAGCAUUUAUCAGAGUAUCCAUAUUUGCAUCAAGAGUUAGCCAGAGUCUGCUUGAUGUCCCGUGACCAGCAGUUUGCAAGAAUGGAUUAGUGGCUGAAAAUUGUUUCACUGAAAUGAAAGAAUAUAAGGAUGGUGUUCUGGUUCUAUAAUCCAGCAGUUAAGUAAUCCAAAAAAGGAAAUGCUUAGGACCUGAUAAAUAAUGAUUUUCUGAUAACAGAAUCAGAUCAUGGCAAUUAUUACUCCAGACACAAUCAUUCCCCUGUUUGGUGAUGGCAUCUGUGGCAUAACACCGAGAGCAGGAUCAAUUGUUGCUGGUGUGUACAUGAUCUUAAUGACCAAUAUGUAUCUUAUCUUUGAGUUUCAACACCUAAGCCUUACAUUAAUUAAACUGGCAAAGAUUAAAAUGAAAGGCUUAACCUGGAUUAUUCCAUAUUGCUAUUAUACAGCGAUAGUUUUGGCUUUUAUAACUUAUCCUGUAUGUUUCUAUUAUUUAUAUUGUAUCUAUAAGAGAAAAGCUAUAGGUCUUUAUGUAUACUUUGCUUGGAUAAUAUUUUAUGAUGCAGCCAACGUAGUCAUUGUAAUCUUGACUAGCCGCGCUGGACACCUACAUGCAUUUUCCAUCAGUCCUUUAGAAUGGUUUGGAUUGGCCAGUAGGAUUCCCGUGGAUUGUUUUUGGCUUUGUUUUAUUAUAACGUAUAUUAUGUUGCUUUUUGAAGGAAAACGUGUAGGGAGGAUGUCAAUGAGACAAAGGAGAACAUCUAGAUAUAUUACUGAACCUCCUAAGUUUAGACUUGGUGUAAGUGCCAAGAGACUUCAGUGAUAGCUAUCAAAAUAUUUCUUAUGCAAUUAUGAACAUCAGGCCUGCACAAUACUUGGCAUAACAAAAAAUGGGCAAUUAAUAUAUUCAUAUAUGUUAGCUAUCCAAUACCUUUGCCUAUUCAGAACAAUGAAAUUAGGGUGAUUGUCAGAAACAUGGGAGGCCAUAAUAUAUACUAAGUUCAGAACCAAUAUAUGUAUAUACCAAGUAAUGCUUCACA